Bombyx mori (domestic silkworm) is the source of this 4183-nucleotide messenger RNA. RefSeq names its product chorion peroxidase (gene Pxt). Gene Ontology annotation, biological process: response to oxidative stress. The transcript is spliced from 15 exons. Bases 120 to 2465 code for a protein of 781 amino acids. Lineage: Eukaryota; Metazoa; Arthropoda; Insecta; Lepidoptera; Bombycidae. Gene Ontology annotation, molecular function: peroxidase activity; heme binding. The record is from RefSeq and is a predicted model, not a curated record.
AGAUUAAAUCAAGUUCCCUUUCUUUCAACUCCAACAAUGGCGCGUGCGAACGUAUUUUGCUGAAAUGCAAAUAAAAUGAUUAAAACCUAUUUAAAUCCGUGAUUGGUUUGGCGUUAAUAAUGAAUUUCAAAAGCUUCAUUUUGCUCUUAAUUAAUGUGUUCUUAUUGAGUGUCAUUGAGGAUAGUUCUUGUCACGUUUACGAAGGCAGCGCACGUGAGGCCUCAGAACACAUUCACGUACAAGAGCGACCAUGCGCCGUCUGCCCCAGAGGCGGGAAGUGUGUCCCGAAGGUCAAAUGUCCGGCCCACGUCAGACCGGGAUCGUUGAAUCCGACCUGCCACUUGGUCCUUGGACAUAUCGGUAUCUGCUGCUUCACCGGGCAAAAGCAUUCAGCCCAAUUAGAAUCUACUCAGCGUUCUGGCGCCAUCAGUAUAGAAGACAUUAAAAGCAGCCAUGACGUAUCAAGGCAGAAAAUGGUCCAGUGGAUAGCGAACGAGAAAGUUCUAGAACGUUCUGCUGAUACAAUCGUCAGUAGUUCGGCACCUAGUUACGGGCAUCAUUUGUCCAUGGUUACGUACGACAAGAGAGUUGAGGGUCUUGGACGUGGUGGACUGUUGAACGUCUUCGCUGCUCUGGAACUGAAGUCUCGGCAGGCGGUCUCUGAUGAUGAGCUGGAGUUGGGAGCAACAGGACAUACUGAUGGUCCCUUUUGCCCUAAGCCCCCGCAGUGCCCGGAUACCCAAAGCCGGUACAGAUCUAUAGAUGGGGAGUGCAACAAUCUGGCCAACCCAACGUGGGGAGCUGUCAAUACUGGCUUCGAGAGGCUUCUACCACCAGAUUAUAGUGACGGCGUGUGGGCAAUGAGAGUCUCCGCAGCAGGUAAUCCCCUUCCGAGCGCGAGGGUGGUCAGCAGCGUUCUCCUGCCAGAAGGAAACCAUCCAAGUCCCACACACAACCUCAUGUUCAUGCAGUUUGGACAGUUUAUAGCACACGACACCAGCGCUGGAGUUAUGUUCGCAUCGGGUAACAACACUGGAAUAUCCUGUUGCGCUGAAGACGGUGUGGACCAGCUGCAUCCGAAGCAGCAGCACUGGGCCUGUGCUCCAAUCACCGCAGUUCCCGAUGACCCUUUCUAUGGUUUCUUUGGUCAGAAAUGCCUCAAUUUCGUGCGCACACAACUCGCACCAGCCAGCGAUUGUUCCGUUGGCUAUGCCAAGCAAAUGAAUGGCGCCACGCAUUACCCUGAUUUGUCUCACUUAUACGGCACCUUUCCCGAAAAACUCUCAUUGGUGCGCGGCGAGGGAGGGUUUCUGAAGACAUUCAAUGACUUUGGCAGAGCCCUCCCACCUUUGACUAAGAGAAGAGAAUGCGUUAAUAUGGAUGGUGGUAGCCCUUGCUUUGAAUCAGGAGACAGUCACGGGAAUCAGUUCAUCUCACUGACAGCAUUCCACACGUUAUGGUCGAGGGAGCACAACCGAGUCGCGCAAGCCCUGUCGAGGUUGAACCCUCAUUGGGACGAAGACACAGUCUUUAUGGAGACCAGAAGGAUACUGCAGGCAGAAUUCCAGCAUAUCAUUUAUAAUGAGUGGCUUCCUCUAUUGAUAGGUCACCAAAUGAUGCAGCUCUUCAAUUUAUCUCCAUCUUCAGAGUAUUCCUCGUCGUACGAUCCAACAGUCAAUCCGUCUAUUACAGCAGAAUUCGCGACCGCAGCCAUGAGAUUUGGCCACUCCAUUGUUGAUGGAAGAAUUGUAAUUCCCAACACGAAAACAGGAGAAGUUCACGAGACCAUAUCGAUACCGGAAGUGAUGUUUCAGCCGUCGAGAAUGCGGCUACGUCACUUCUUGGAUCGGCUGCUGAUUGGCCUGACGCUGCAACCGAUGCAGAGUGUCGAUCCGUUUAUCUCUGAAGGGCUUACGUCCUACAUGUUCCGUGGCACCAACCCCUAUGGCCUGGAUCUAGCGUCAAUAAACAUUCAACGCGGCAGAGACUACGGAGUCAGAUCCUACAAUAGCUACCGGCGCUUGUGUGGGCUUCAGCCAUUUGAAAGCUUCGAGCAAUUUCCACAAAGUGCUGCAAAGCGUCUAGCGUCUGUCUACGAGAGUCCGGAAGACAUAGACCUUUGGGUUGGAGGUCUGCUGGAGGCGCCGAUGGAAGAGGCAGUUAUCGGGCCAACUUUCGCUCAUAUCAUAGCCGACCAAUUCUACAGGCUCAAGGCUGGAGAUAGAUACUUCUACGAUAAUGGUCCUGAUAUAAAUCCCGGCGCUUUUACUCCAAGCCAACUGACAGAAAUAAAGAAGGUUAAACUAUCAAGACUGAUUUGUGACAAUAGCGAUGGUAUAGAACUUGUAACCCAGCCAGUUGAAGCCUUUUAUAGAGCAGACCUACCAGGAAAUGAAUUAGUGGCUUGCAACAGUGGACGCAUACCUUUUAUGGAUUUGAGCAGAUUUAAGGCGCUCAAAACUUAAUAAAUAACGUCAAUUCGUAGUUUAAGUUUUAUGUAUUUUAUUUAGGUUAUACAAGUAAAUGAAGAGAACGUAAAUGAAGGCUACAUAAACAAUAAAACGGAAUGAAAUGGCGCCAAAAUCUAUAUCUCUCCUAUCUACUAAAACCCUGUUAGUUCUAUUGUAAACUAUAUCAAAUUAAUACAGAUAAAACAUGUUCAUUUAAUUCCCCAAACAAAAAGGUUCCAUCAGUUCGAAUUUCUGUUAUAUUUUGGCGCCAUUGACUUUUGUUUUAUGGCCACAUAAUCUAUGUCAAUUUACUGGUUAUAUUUCUGUUCGCCUAAUACAUUUUUGCAUUUUAAGUUUGCCUUCAUCAGCCGCAAUGGAUUAGCGAGGUUGUGUCUUUGUAGGCUUAACGGAAACAUUACUAGCAUUUAACAACAAUCUUUUAAAAGUUUUUCUCUUCAAAUUGUCUGUCUUACCGGUUCUUUUUUUUUCUAUUUCUUCAAACAUCCCAACUGUACAUCACAGCGGUCAAAUACUUAACAUCUUGAUUUAAUUUGAUUUUGUCACAAAAGUGAAUCUUUUGAUUGUUGAUUUUGCAUGUGCUUUCUACCUUUUGCGACAAAAUCAUGUCGCGCUAUUAUUUAAAGAUCGUAGUUUUUUUUUGAUUUGGAAAAGACACAAUUUUAAUGAUGUUUUUAGUUCGAUUUUGAUGGUUGAUUUGUGAUUGAUUUUUUAAUGAUUUUAAUCAUUCGAAAAUCCAAUUGGUGCCCGAACAAUUGGAUUCUUGGAUUGAUUGCCUAACGUCAUUUUGGCUGUGUCUUUUGCUGAUUAUCGAUUGAUUUUGUUCAUUAUUUUGUUUGAUUGUUUGAUUGUACCCUUGCGACGGCUUCGAUUGUAGUUUGGAUGUAUCUGUCUCUUCAACAAAAUGUUAGUGAAGUUAUCCGUUAACUUGUUCUGUGUAAGUACCUAAUUCAAUGAUUUUUUCAUUAAAAAAUCCAGGAAUCGGGGGUAUUUAAGUCUGUUUUUGCGAUUUUGAAGACAAAUUUACGAAUUUCAAUUGUCCAACCAUUUUCGAGAGUCACGCCUGCAGAUUUACGUUAUUCUUCAUUUAUUUUUAUUUAUAUUUAAUAAAAUAAAAGUGUCCCAUUCGACCGAUCAACAAAUUCAAAGUUUCGUCAUUAAAUAUAGGAAAAGUAAAUAUAGAAUUUAAAAAAAAAGCAUUGGAACGCACUAGUGAGUCGAUAAAUUUAAUUUAGCGCCACCUAUUGAGGAGCGUUGAAACUACGUUGAACAUUCUAUAACGUAAGUGCAAAACGACAAAUUAUGUCACGGAAACAUACUUGUCCUUUUUAAAAUUAUAUCAAUGAAUUAUAUUUUAUUCAAUGGAUUUUCAAUAAAGAACUAUGAAUGGAGUUUCGCGAAUUUGCGCGCCAUUUCAAUUUUUAAUAGGUAGGUAAUGAUAUUGUUUUAAAAUAAUACCUUUUUCAUUUUAAAUAUUGAUAGAAACGGCCUAUGUUUUAAGUAUUUUAACGAUUGAUAAAUAUAAAGAAUUGUUAAGUGCAUAGGAACGGAACAGAACAUUAGUUUUUACCUACUUUAUUAAAAAACUAGAAUUAAUUAGAUAAAACUUAAAUAUGAUUUAUUUUUAUUUGAAUGCAUGCGAUUGCUUGAAUUUUUGUUUGUAUAGAGUAAUAAAAGUGAAGAUUAUUAAAUAUAUAUAUAUUAAUUGAUCGAAA